This is a messenger RNA of Centruroides sculpturatus (bark scorpion), 1805 nucleotides long. RefSeq names its product germ cell-less protein-like 1. The transcript is spliced from 9 exons. Gene Ontology annotation, biological process: germ cell development. Bases 105 to 1007 code for a protein of 300 amino acids. The record is from RefSeq and is a predicted model, not a curated record. Lineage: Eukaryota; Metazoa; Arthropoda; Arachnida; Scorpiones; Buthidae.
AUUUUCUUAGUUUACAGACUGUGUUACUGUAUUAUGAAGCUGCUGAACAAUAUGGUUUAAAAAAGGUAGCUGAAAAAUCCUUUGAGUGGCUCUUAAGGAAUCUCAUGAUAAAAAUUCAAGAAUCUGCUCCACAGUUGCGACAAAUCAAUACUGAGCUCAUGACGAAGUUAAUUUCUUCCCCAGAACUAAUUGUCAUGCAAACUGAAUUCUCUAUUUAUAUUCUUUUGAAGACUUGGAUCUUUGUUCAUGAAAAUCCUUCUUGGGAUGGAAAUAUGAAAGCAUUUCUUCUUGAAGCUCAUAAAUGUGUCCAUGAAACAUCGAAUACUUCAUCAAAAUUACUAUUUACAAAAGAAAGGGGAAAAAGUUUCUUAGAGACAGAAAGUGGUGAACCUUAUUUACCUGCAUUUCGUGCCUUAAGAUCUCAGCAUUUGGUGAAUCAUCAUCUUGAUGUAGAAUUGCUGGACAGUGAUCAAAUUGUGCCUAAAAGUUGGUUUCUUCCUGUUUUUAAAACUCAGUGGUAUACCAUGUUGCGUGUGGAUCAAGGUGUUGACAGGGGACCCAAACAAAUAGCUCAGGAAGAAUUUGAUUCACAGUGUCUGAGGUGUGCCAGAAAAUUAAUUUCGGAUGGACAGCAUAUCUGGAGAUGGACAGGAUUUAAUUUCGGACUAGAUUUGGUGGUAACAUAUCACAUGAGGUGUGUACGAUUUCGUCGUAACCAGAGGAACGAUUCCGAACGGUAUAUUCCUUCUAUCCAGCCAUGCAGGCGUCAUCUGAUGUACCGUUUAACGAUUUAUUCUCUGGAUAAACAAGGCCAUGCCACUUACACGGCUACAACCAAUUUGAAAACUUUGACUCUUGCCAAAAAUGAAGAAGUGAAAGUAUUGAAUCUCGACAAAGACUGUCCAUUUCCCAUAGUGGUCAGUGCAAAUUUUCUGGUUACGACUCCUCUUCACUCUCCGAACUCUAGCAGGCAGCAUUCGCCUGUGAGAAAUGCAAAAGACAGUUAAUAACAUUAUCGUUGGAACUUGUAAUUAUUCAUUUUUGUACAUGAACAAUGUAAAAAACAUAAUCAAAAUAUUCAUAAGGUGCUUACUAAAAUAUAUCAGAUUUUAUUAAUAUAUUUAUUUGCCACUAUAUAUACUUACAUUAUUCAGUUCAGAUUUAAAUAUCUGAAGAUAUAUUAUUUUUAGAUUGUUAUGUUUUCAUUGUUUAUAGAAAGAUUUCACGUCGUUAUCAUUUCACAGGUGCAAAUUGAUUGUCUACCCUUUUCAUAUUCAGUUUUGAGAUAAUUUUUGUCACAGCACAUUUUUUUUUACUCGCGCACUUUUCCGCAUGUUAAUCAGUCUGAACAUCAGUUAUUUGCAUCACUUCAUGGUAAUUAAGUGUCUUUUUUUUUCUUAAUAUCACAUUGUUUUCUUCAGAAAGUGUAUGUAAAAUAUAAACUGGUGCGGUUCAUUCGGUCAAAAUGAGAGAUUUUUACGGAAAAUCUUAGAGAAAAAUUAUUGUAAUGUAAUUAUUUGAAAUGUUUUUAUUGACAUUUUGUUAAAAAAAAUCAUUUCUGUGAUAGAUAAUUGUUAAUCAUCUUCAGACUAUUAUAUUCAGAAUCUAUUUUGCUUCAUUUGUUUCUCUUUGAAGCCAAGCAAGGCUUCGAAAUUUAUGAAAGUGCCAUUAUUGUUUGCAACUCGGGCAUAAGUGUUUAGGGCGUUAAAGUUAUAAUCUAGUGCCUUUUUUAUAAAUUUUGUUUAUUUCUAACAGUAGUCAACAAUAUAUUUUGUGUUAAUGUCUGUUAAAAAUAUUGCAUUAGC